This is a messenger RNA of Zingiber officinale, 609 nucleotides long. Its product is annotated as ADP-ribosylation factor GTPase-activating protein AGD2-like. Gene Ontology annotation, cellular component: cytoplasm. The transcript has 5 exons. The record is from RefSeq and is a predicted model, not a curated record. The coding region runs from base 226 to 609 and encodes 127 amino acids. Gene Ontology annotation, molecular function: GTPase activator activity; protein binding. NCBI's taxonomy places the organism in Eukaryota, Viridiplantae, Streptophyta, Magnoliopsida, Zingiberales, Zingiberaceae.
CAAAAUCGAAAAGCCAUUGAAUAAUAUAGAAAAUGUGCCCCAGUCAUUCCCCAGGCGAAGCAAAAUAAAAUAAAGCGAACAGCGGAGUGAUCAAUCCCACCACGGCACCACCCUGACCAAGGCAGCAGAUCCACGCAAACGUGUCACCGUCACCGAUUCCAGCCCCCGGCGAUCUCUGCGAUCUCAGGACAGAUUCGAGCAUUCCAAAUCGAAAUUGCGGGAGGGAUGGCGAUGGCCUUCUUGACGUUGGAAGACUCACCGAUGUUCAAAAAACAGAUUCAUUCAUUGGAGCACACAACUGAUGAAUUGAAAGAUCGUUGUCAAAAACUUCACAAAGGAUGUAAGAAAUUUAUGGCAUCAAUUGGUGAAGCAUAUCAUGGCGAUCUUUCAUUUGCAGAUUCAUUGGAAGCAUUUGGUGCUGGACAUGAUGAUCCUUCCAGCAUCGCUAUAGGAGGACCUGUGAUGUCAAAAUUCAUAACUGCAUUUAGGGAACUUGGGAGUUACAAAGAACUUCUUCGUACUCAGGUAGAACAUAUGCUGAGUAACAGGCUGAUGCAAUUCAUCAAUGUGGACAUACAGAAUGCUAAGGUAGUUUUUCUUUGGAGAUGA